CUUCAUCUCCAUUUUUCCAUGGCCCGUUCCAUCUCACAAACCCUAAAUCUCAUCCGAUCGAAUUGCGCAACCACAACCGGCGCGUCCUUUCUCCCUCCCGGCGCCAAAUCUUCGUCAUCGGCGGUCGUUGAUUCAAUUCGUUUGACGUCCUCGCGGAGCGUUUCGAGCCAUCCCGACAGCUCCGUUAAGAAUGCGUCCGGCGACGUCUCCGAGGCGGAGGCAGUGGCGGUGCAGCGAAUCGAGGACGCCAUCCACCGGAUCAUAGUCCGCCGAUCCGCUCCCGAUUGGCUCCCGUUUGUUCCCGGUGCAUCUUAUUGGGUUCCGCCGCGUCGCGGCUCGUACGGUAUUGCCGACCUUGUUCAUAAGCUGUCCAAUUCGCUUUCCGAAGAAGAGGUUAUGGCCCUCACCACUGAUCGUGGCUGGCCGUCGUCCUCUUUUUUUGUAGACGAAACAAAUGCUGACCCCAAAAGCACCUCUAAGGAUGAGGAAGAAGAAGGAUAGACCUUAGCUUUGACUUAAUUGUUGUCUAAGGACUGCUGGUAUAAGCCGACUGUACAUUUAUGCUUCGCUUGGAGGGCUCUGUUUCACGAUGGAAGAUACACCUGUAAAUAUACCAACUGCUAUAGCCAAUUAGCCAUGGUGGCUUUGUAUUGUUCAUCCAACUUUACUGUCUUUCCCCUUUCUUUAUAACAUUGUAAUUAUUUAAUUUUCUGGUUAAAUUCCUUCUGUAGAAUUAUUAAAUUCCCCAUGAUAUAACAUGACAUUAAAAUAAAUUAUUUACUCUGGUUAUUUAAUUGUUGUUCUAUGUA
Messenger RNA from Ipomoea triloba (trilobed morning glory), 809 nucleotides. RefSeq lists its product as uncharacterized. The transcript is spliced from 3 exons. Bases 19 to 501 code for a protein of 160 amino acids. The record is from RefSeq and is a predicted model, not a curated record. Lineage: Eukaryota; Viridiplantae; Streptophyta; Magnoliopsida; Solanales; Convolvulaceae.